UAUCCGCAUAUGGCAUGGCCUCGUUAUCGUAAACUUAGUACAAGCAGAGCAGGAUUAAUGAUCAAGUUCCACAGUUUAAUAUUAAUAAUCAGUAGAGUAAGAAGUAAUUACAAAUGCCUCCGACUGUAAAGGACGUGAAGAUAUCUCUUGGUAAAGUUCAAAUAUACCUAGAAGAAUUAUCGUCAUCUAUUGAAGAAAGAGAACGAUUAAUUAGUGUACUUAAACUUACUCCAAGUAGUAAUGAUAAUUAUGAUUUAAUUAGUUUAUUACAAAAAUUAUCUAAAUAUUUACGAUAUUUACAAGAUGAUUUGGAAGUAUUGGUUAGACGAGAUAGAAGUAUUAUAGAUGAACAUAUUGGACAAUUUCGAGUAUUGGCAUUAAAGUAUAAUGAACUUGUUGAGCAAGUAUCUAAAGAGGCAACUAUAGAUGUAGAAGAAUAUAAAUUUAAUUUAAAUUUAACUUUGGGAGCUAAUAGUAUACCUAAGAGUGUUAAGGAUACUACAGGAUCUAAAUCAGUUAGAUUUAAAGAUGAUAUUGAUGAAGAUAAUGAUAUAUUAAGAAAUGAAUUAAUGGGAACAAGAGCCUUUAAACCAUAUUCAGAUAAUGAUAAUAAUAGUACUGAUAUUGAUAGUGAGGCUGAAUCAUUUGAUGCCCAAAGUAAUCAACAGAUGUUUGCCCAACAUCAACAGACACUUAAUGAGCAAGAUUCUGAUCUUGAUCUUUUACAUCAAUCCAUAAGGCGACAACAUUCAAUGGGUAUGACGAUAAAUGAAGAGCUUGAUGAUCAAUUAAUUAUAUUGAAUGAUUUAGAACUGGGAAUUGAUCGUGCACAACUGAGACUCAGUAGUGCUACGAGAAGAUUAAAUGAAUUCCGUAAGACAUGUAAGGAGAAUGGUAGUCUUGUUACCAUUAUAGUAUUGACAGUUAUAUUAGUAUUACUAUUGGUGGUUCUAAAUUAGAAUAUAAUACAUAUAUAAAUAUAUACACUAUAUAUAUAUAGAUAAAUAAUUCUAUUUUUUAAUUUAUUUAAUAUAUUUAAUUAAUUACUUGACUAGAAAUUGAAAUCGUCAUUUUCAUCUUCCUCUUCAGAGAAGAACCAU
Messenger RNA from Scheffersomyces amazonensis, 1100 nucleotides. RefSeq names its product syntaxin (gene SYN8). NCBI's taxonomy places the organism in Eukaryota, Fungi, Ascomycota, Pichiomycetes, Serinales, Debaryomycetaceae. Gene Ontology annotation, biological process: vesicle fusion; intracellular protein transport. Bases 114 to 959 code for a protein of 281 amino acids. The transcript has a single exon. Gene Ontology annotation, cellular component: endomembrane system; membrane; SNARE complex. The record is from RefSeq and is a predicted model, not a curated record. Gene Ontology annotation, molecular function: SNARE binding; SNAP receptor activity.